Messenger RNA from Lachancea dasiensis, 2586 nucleotides. NCBI's taxonomy places the organism in Eukaryota, Fungi, Ascomycota, Saccharomycetes, Saccharomycetales, Saccharomycetaceae. The record is from the annotation of a GenBank genome assembly.
AUGGAACGCAGAAGAAGAAGAGAUGACGAAGCCGAUGAGGGUAUCAGUGAAGAUGAACGUGCAAUCCCUCCCUCUUCACCUCAAGGACCCUCCCACGUAGGUAGAUCGUCUCCACUAGGAUCGCCGGAAGCGAUAGAUUUCGAAAACCCAGACGGCGAAGAGAUUGGGCAAGAUGGUGAUUUGGAUGAAAUGGAAGAACAACUGGACGAGGUGGAUUUGAUGGGUGAUGAUAUGUACCAGGACUAUGGCUCGGACGCCCGUCGCGAUACAUACGAAGACGCUGGGGUGGAUAACCGUGAACAAAGAGAACUGGAUAUCGCUGCGAGGCGCAGAAUUGAUUACCAGUUGAACGAGCGGGAUAGACUCCUGCGAAAUGAAGUGUAUAUGGAUGACGAUGAUGAUAUUGCCAAUGCACAGGUCGAUGACAUGGGUCUUCCUGUACAGAGACGUCGCCGGAGGCGGCAAUAUGAGGACGAUGACGACCUUCUUUCAGAUAUCGACAUCGACCCAUUGGCAGAAGAAUUAACUUUGGAGUCACUCAGUGAUGUGAAAGCAGCUAGCUACACCGAAUGGAUCACUCAAGCGAAUGUCGCUCGCACGAUUGCCAGGGAAUUGAAAUCCUUUCUGCUCGAAUAUACGGAUGAGUGGGGUAGAUCUGUCUAUGGUGCUAGAAUCAGAACUUUAGGUGAAUUGAACUCGGAGUCUUUAGAAGUGAACUACAGGCAUUUGGCAGAUUCCAAGGCCAUCUUGGCGCUUUUUCUGGCCAAAUGUCCCGAAGAAAUGCUCAAAAUCUUUGAUAUCGUUGCCAUGGAUGCAAUCCAGCUGCACUACCCCGACUACGCUAGAAUCCAUUCCGAAAUACACGUAAGAAUUUCAGACUUCCCCACCGUCUUGACUCUUCGAGAACUGAGAGAAUCAAACUUGAACUCGCUGGUGCGUGUAAGUGGUGUUGUUACUAGAAGGACCGGCGUAUUUCCUCAAUUGAAAUAUGUGAAGUUUAAUUGCCUAAAAUGUGGAGCAGUUUUGGGACCUUACUUUCAAGAUUCCAACGAGGAAAUCAGGAUAUCCUUUUGCACCAAUUGCAGAUCUAGAGGCCCAUUUAGAACUAAUGUUGAAAAAACUUUAUACCGUAACUACCAGCGCAUUACAUUACAAGAAGCGCCUGGAACGGUUCCUGCGGGGAGAUUGCCAAGGCAUAGAGAGGUGAUCCUGUUAUGGGACCUUGUUGAUAUUGCCAAACCCGGUGGAGAGAUCGAGGUCACAGGUGUUUACAAGAAUACUUAUGAUGGAAAUUUAAAUGCGAGAAAUGGUUUUCCUGUUUUUGCCACCGUUAUCGAAGCCAAUUCUGUAAAAAGAAGAGAUGGAGGGCACAGGAGUGGAGAUGACGAAGAGGGUCUAGAUACAUUUGGCUGGACGGAAGAAGAAGAACGAGAGUUCAGGCGUAUGUCAAGAGAUCGGGCUAUUAUCGAUAAGAUCAUUUCUUCCAUCGCCCCUUCAAUAUAUGGUCACAAAGACAUAAAGACAGCGGUGGCAUGUUCGCUAUUUGCAGGCGUACCAAAAAAUGUUAAUGGCAAGCACUCAAUUCGUGGGGAUAUUAAUGUUCUGCUUCUCGGUGACCCUGGUACAGCUAAAUCUCAAAUUUUAAAAUAUGUUGAGAAGACUGCUCAUAGAGCAGUUUUCGCUACCGGACAAGGUGCUUCUGCUGUAGGUCUGACGGCGUCUGUUCGGAAAGACCCGAUUACAAAGGAAUGGACCCUAGAGGGAGGCGCUUUGGUGCUGGCUGAUAAAGGUGUAUGCUUGAUUGAUGAAUUCGACAAAAUGAACGAUCAAGAUCGAACCUCCAUUCAUGAAGCAAUGGAGCAACAGAACAUCUCGAUAUCCAAAGCAGGUAUAGUGACAACUUUGCAGGCAAGAUGUGCUAUUAUUGCAGCAGCUAACCCUAAUGGAGGACGGUACAAUUCUGCACUGCCCUUAGCACAAAAUGUAGAUUUAACAGAACCCAUUCUUUCCCGUUUUGAUAUCCUAUGCGUUGUACGGGAUUUAGUUGACGAAGAGAAAGAUGAACGACUUGCACGAUUUGUUGUGGAUUCUCACGUUAGGUCACAUCCUUUGGACGACAUUACUAGCGAGGAAAAUCAUGCAGGUAAUGGUGCUAAUCAAAUGGAAGUAGAAGGAGACGACGAAAUUGUAUCCGCAAGACAGAGGCGUUUACAAAGAGAGAAGCAAAGAGAAGGCGAAAUAUCGCCCAUAUCACAAGAAACUUUAAUGAAGUACAUCCAGUAUGCAAGAACGAAAGUUUUCCCCAAGUUGCAUCAAAUGGACAUGGACAAGGUGAGUAGAGUCUAUGCAGACUUAAGGCGUGAGAGUAUCACGACUGGUUCUUUCCCCAUAACUGUACGUCAUUUAGAGUCAAUCUUGAGAAUAGCGGAAUCGUUCGCCAAGAUGAGGCUCUCUGAGUUCGUCUCGUCAUGGGAUCUGGACAGGGCCAUUAAAGUGACGGUCGAUAGUUUUGUUGGAGCUCAAAAAAUUAGUGUUCGGAGGCAGUUGCAAAGGUCAUUUGCUUUGUACACUCUAGGCCAAAACUAA